Molecule: messenger RNA, 768 nt
Organism: Antrostomus carolinensis (chuck-will's-widow)
Lineage: Eukaryota; Metazoa; Chordata; Aves; Caprimulgiformes; Caprimulgidae
Gene: CUNH7orf57
Product: chromosome unknown C7orf57 homolog
Source: RefSeq, a predicted model, not a curated record
AUGGCACUGAAACAACCAGAGGAGUUGGUAACCUCGAAGAGCACAUGUAUUCCAACAUCCCAGAUUCCAGGUUUGGGUGACCUUGCAGAAGCUCCCCAUGAAGUGCCGUCUGGGUGCCGCAGGAAGUGGAUCAAGGAUACUGAUUCAGCUUACGUCAGGCUGGCAAAGCAAGGAGGCCAACCUGACCUACUGAAGCACUACACUUCUGUGACAGCGAAGUCCUCUCCAGCAGCAUAUGCUGUGCCUGACUGGUUCUCGCACUGCUCCAAUCCCCCAGCGACCAGUGAGCCACAGAGCUCUGUUUCCUCUCUACCAGAUUAUAUGAUUCACAGAGAGUUUAAGGCUGAUGAACAUCAUGGUAACAGUUAUGAACCCAGAAGAGGGCCUUUUGAUUUUGAUAUGAAAAGUGUUUGGCAGCGGGAUGCUGAGGACAAAGAAAACACAGAGAAAAAGAAGGUAAAGCUCCCAGCUAUAAACCCUAAAUAUCCAAGCAGAAUGAUGAAUGUUUCUACAAACAAGGAAUUUAGUGGGAAAAAUAAGCUUUCCUUCCCACCUAUGCCUGCUCAGAGAAAGAGUGAAGCAGUAAACUUUAGCAAAUUAAUUAGCAAUGGUUAUGGGACUGACUGGUUUCAGCAGUUUACUGGAUGGCAAAAAGAGAUUCAAGAAACAUCAGAAAAGAGUGAGCAGUCCAAAGAUUCAGAGCCAUCAAAGUCUGAAUCAGCACCUGCAGGCAACGAGUCAAAGCCGUUUCAGGGAUGUAAUAAGUAA